UAAGAACUUAUUUACAUUUUUUGUGUGGAGACAGAGUGUUGGUGUUCGUAUAUUUGUGCAAAAUAAUAUUUUUUUAAUUAAAAGAAAACAAAAUAAAAAUUACUGUUUAUAAUAUUUUUCUAUAUAUAAAACACGUGAUAAUAAAAUUAACACCAAAAAACAAGAAAGAAAACAAUAAAUAACUAAUUUUUUAACUAUAAAAAAAUCUACAAGGGAGAGACAACAAAUACAAAAAGCACUAUAUAAGGCAAACAUUAAAGAGAGCCAAAAAAAACGUAAAAAACGCAACUUUAACAACACGUUGUUGUUAUACAAAUUCUAUUAAGUAUAAACAAUUAACAAGGGAAAUUCUUAAAAUAAAUAAUAAUAUAUUUUUUAUAAAAAUAUAAUUCUCUUCUAUAUUAAAGAAAAAAAAGAAGCGAAAAAAUCAUGUGAAAAAUCGAUUGGAAGUUGGGCAUACAUAUAAGCGUUGAAAAAAUCUGUUUGUGGUCAUUUCCAAUGCCAUGUAGAUGACAUUGGAAUUUUCUCACACUUACAUACUUCGUACAUACAUACAUACAAAAUAAUACGAAAAACGUACAGACAAACGAAGAAACAAAAUACAAAAACUCGCAGCAAACAACGGAGAAUAGCAAGACUAAAAAGAAGAAGCAAACGAAAAAAAGAAAGAAAAACACUGACAAAUCAAAGGGAAAUGUCAGAAACUGAUGUGAAAGCGCAAUUUUAUUUUUCUGAUGGUUUGUGUUUUUUGUUAUUGUAACCAUUGUAAAGUGACAUCAGUGUGGUUGUAAGUGGAAAAUCGUACGAAAAGCAAAGAAAAGCCACAGAAAAAGGAGAACAAAAUAAAAAUAGACAAAAAAUAAAGUGAAUUUUUGUAUAUAUUUUCUUUUUUUUUAAUUUUCUUAAAAAACUUUUGUAUGAAAUACAAAUGAAAUAAGAAGUCUGGGGGAGUUACAAAAAGUGUUGAACACUUUUUCCUGUUUUCAAUGUGGAAUAAAAAGAAGAAAACUUUAUUACUUGCACCACUUUCAUCAAUAUUGUCGUCAUCUUCUUCUUCGUUGACUUUGCCUUCGCUGUCUUCAUCAUUGUUGUUACUUCGUAAUUUUUUUACGCUUGACUACUUGCAAGUAGCAAUAAUAGCAACAACAGCAGAAGUAGCUAAUAACCCAACAAUAUUUAACUGCAGCAACAACAAUUGUUCCUGAUUGCAUUUGUGUAUAGUGUGAGUGCGUGUACGGUGUAGAAAAUAAUGGAAUCUGGUCCCAAUGGGAUAAAAGUAGAGCCAUCAUUAGAACAGCAACAUUUACAGCAUCAGCAACAACAACAUCAUCAUCAACAAUAUGCCACAAAUUUGCUAGCUCUCAAUGGCUCGAAUGCCCGCCUACUCAUCGAUCAUCCCUCAACGUUGCUGGUACCGUUGUCGCAUCAUCAACAGCAACUGCAACAAUUACAACUCCAACAGCAGCAUCAACAGCAACAACAACAACUGCAACAGCAUCAUUUGCAGCAGCAGCAAUUGCAACAGCAUUUAGCCUCACAACAGCAGCAACAACAGCAACAACAACAGCAGCAGCAAGAUCAAUUGCAACUACAGCAGCAACAACAAUUGCAAUUGGCCGCAGCGGUCACUUAUCCUCAGCCUUUGUCCCUUAAACAACCACCCCUACCCACGCCCAUCACCAACAAUAGCGGCGGCACUGCAAGUGGUACUGGAGCAGGAACCACCGCGAACAACACCACUUCGUUGGGUCCGGCGUCAGUAACAUCGUCCACCUCAUCGGCCGUCCGUCAUCGUUGGAACGAAAGUCCAGAGGCUCGAGCUCGUCGUCUGGCACGCAAUGCCGAGAGAAUGCGAGAACGACGCAAUCGUGAGACCGAAGAUGAGUAUCGCAAGCGGCUGGCACGCAAUGCCGAAGCCAAUCGAAUGCGUCGUCAGAAUGAAAACGAAAUGGAACGAGCCAUGCGUUUAGUACGUAACGCCGCAAGGCAGCGUCUGCGUCGCGCCAUGGAAUCGCCAGAUCAAAGGGCUAAACGACUACAAAAACUUGCCGAACGGAUGCGUAUGUAUCGAGCCAAUGAAUCACCGGAGCAAAGGAAAAUUCGUCUCGCCGAAAUGGCAGCCAGAGCCCGGCAGCGUAUUGCCAGUGAAUCCCCCGAGCAGCGUAAGGAGCGACUGAAAAAACUCAAUGAGUAUGCGAGAAAGGUCAGAGAAAAGAAAAAAAUUAUAAAACACGGCGCGGCGCAGACUCCGAAUUCGAAUCAGAAUUCGAAUACGACGCAAAGCGCUUCAAUAAAUUGUAAUAAUAACGACUCUUUAAAUCUAAACCAUCAGGCACCACCUUCAACUGCAGCAGGCGGAACAUCAGCAUCGGGAGCAGCUGGAACAAACUCAGCCACGCCAACUGGAAACGAUGAACUAUCCCGACAAACUGCCGGCGGCGCCCAAGAUGACCAACAACAGCUAACAGCAUCAUAUCAGCAAGCUGCAGCCCUGGCAGCCAAUCCCAUUGAAUACUAUCAGAACAUGUUCAUCAAUCCAGCCACUUUACGCACAGGCAGUGCUGCCCUCCUCAAGCAGGAACCCCAAACACAGCAGCCGCAAUCUCAGCAAUCCACCAACAAUCAACAGAAUCGUUUUAGCACUCCGCAACAACAGUCGGCAGCUGCAAAUCUCCUCGAAUCGGAGACGUCGAAUCUUUUUCAGCAACAGUUGUACGAUGAAGCCUCACAAAAGGCCAAACUGCCAAAUGUAGCAGCAGCUAAUGUUCCUCACUUCAGCACAAUCGCGAGUUCGUUAGAAUUAUAUCAGAAUAAGUAUGCUAAGAAGCCGGAGCUUCAACAGACAAAUAAUACAGCGACCAGCAGUAGCAGCAGCAACAAUAACAACAGCGGGUCUGUUGGAGUCCCAACCGGAACACAGAAUGAAAAAAGUGAAUCAAAAGUAAAAACUACACAUCCACAAAUACAAAAUCCCCCAACACCGCUCUACAAUCAAUUUCCCUAUUUGGCGACUUUUCCGGCAGCUGCAGCCAACUCAACAGUGUCGGUAACAACCCCGCCAAAUACACCAACCCAAACAGCCGCCUAUUAUCCUAUGUAUCAUAAUGGCUUUCAGCUGGGCAUAGCGCCGAAUACGGUGCCGCCCCCAUUUACGCCAGUACACUUUUCAACGGCCACAAAUGCAGUUGGAUCUUCGCCACCAACAAAUGCUGCGGCCAGCCAACAACAACAUGUAAUACAGGAUUUUCCAAAAGCGGUCCGCGGUCGUCCUAGAAAGCUGUUUAGCUCAAAUAAAGAUGCGUCGCAGGACGAUGUACUUCAGCAGCAAGAGCAGCAACAAAAAAUGAGUGCUUUGCUAGAACAGGAGAUCAAUCAAAUGCUAGCAUCUCCACAAUAUACUCAGCGCCGCGGACGUGGUCAACAAUAUCAACAAUUAAACACACAAUUACAACAGCAACAGCAGCAGAACCAGCAACAACAGCAGCAGCAAAUAUUGCAACCAAACCUACAGCAGCAGCAACAACAACAAGAACAUUCCUCCCCCAACAUUAUACGCAGCAAUGGUAAACUCAAAUACGAAAGUGAUGAUGAGAAACGCAAACGUCUUGACAAAAUGGCUGCCCAUCAGAGAGCACUGCGAGCUAACGAAACACCCGAACAACGAGUAGUACGUCUACAGAAACUAAGUGAACGGGCCCGUCUCAAACGAGCCGAAAUACGUGCUACCGAAACUCCCGAAGAGAAGAAAAUACGUCUCUCACGACAAGCCGAAUAUGCACGAAUGCGUCGCCUUCGAACUCAUACACCACAUUUUCGCUCUAAAUCUGAAAAUGGUGGCUCCACUACUCCAUCGGGCAUCUAUGAACAGUCACUGGGUGCUUCUACAAAUGGUGGCUAUGAGACAAAACCCAACGAUGGUGGUGGAAAUAAUAGUGUUAGUGGCGGUAGUAUAUCACAGGAAAGUGCUUCAAAUAGUGAGGAACAACUACAGCAGCAGCAACAGGCGCAACAACAACAACAGCAGCAGGCACAGCAACAACAACAGCAGCAGCAACAGCAAUUGUUACAAAUGCAACAUCAGCAAACACAACAACGUAUGUUACUUCCAGGUCAAACUCCCAUACUACUUCAAAUGAACAACAACAACCACAACAAUAAUAAUUUCAUAAAAGGCAACAACAAAGAAUACAAUAAUGGUCAACCGGAAAAUAAUGAUAUGUUAAAAAUUCUUGAACCCAUAAUUGUCAUGAAAACAAAAUAAUUUUAAUUCUAUUUUAUUCAAAAACAUUAUUUAAAGAUCAAUCACCUCACCUCAACACCACCACCUCCACCACCAUCUUACAAGAUCAUUUGUUGUUAAUGAUGAUUAUUACUUACAUCAUUAAGGGUUAUAAAUGGUA
Molecule: messenger RNA, 4400 nt
Organism: Lucilia cuprina (Australian sheep blowfly)
Lineage: Eukaryota; Metazoa; Arthropoda; Insecta; Diptera; Calliphoridae
Product: alpha-protein kinase 1
Exons: 3
Coding region: 1250-4261 (1003 amino acids)
Source: RefSeq, a predicted model, not a curated record